AUGGCAUUAGGAACGAGUCAUGUUGACCCGACACAUUUAAGUGGUAAUGAAGAAGUUGGUACUGAAGAUAUAUAUGUUGAUAUGGUAAAUGAUGCUUUUCGUGAUAAUGUGAGUUCUGACAAUUAUCACCAGGGUGGUAGUUACCCGGAUGGUAGUUACCAGAAUGUAGUAGACGAUGCAUGCAACCAUUCAAAAAAGUUUUAUGAUUUGUUAGAAGGAGCAAAAAAUCCCUUGUAUGAUGGUUGUCGUGAAGGUCACUCGCAGUUAUCCUUAGCUGCUCGAGUCUUGCAAACUAAGGCAGAUUAUAAUAUGAGUGAAAAAUGUGUGGAUUCGGUGUGCCAAAUGCUGAAUGACUAUUUACCUGAUGGAAACAUGGCAACCGACUCAAACUAUGAGACAGAAAAGUUGAUGCGCAAUUUAGGGCUCCCAUAUUAUACAAUUGAUGUUUGUAUCAACAAUUGUAUGAUAUUUUGGGAAGAAGAUGAAAGGUGGGAUACGUGCCAGUUUUGUGGUGCAGAAAGAUGGAAGCCGAGAGACAAACGACGUAGAACGAAAGUACCAUAUAGUCGUAUGUGGUAUCUACCUAUAGCUGAUAGGUUGAAAAGAAUGUAUCAGAGCAAGAAGACUGCAGCGGCAAUGAGGUGGCAUGCUGAACACCAAGCAAAAGACGGAGAAAUGUGUCAUCCAUCUGAUGCGGCCGAGUGGAAAAACUUCCAAGGAAUACAUCCCCAGUUUGCCGAAGAACCGCGUAACGUUUAUCUUGGAUUAUGUACAGAUGGAUUCAAUCCAUUUGGGAUGUCUCAUAAUCAUUCGCUGUGGCCUGUGAUCUUGACUCCGUACAAUCUGCCCCCGGGUAUGUGCAUGAAAACGGAGUACUUGUUUCUUACAAUUCUAAAUUCUGGGCCAAAGCAUCCGCGAGCUAGUCUUGAUAUCUUCCUCAAACCUCUGAUCGCGGAGCUCAAAGAAUUGUGGUCAACUGGAGUUGAAGCAUACGAUGUGUCCUUGAAUCAAAAUUUUAACCUAAAAGCCGUGCUUUUGUGGACGAUAAGCGACUUUCCGGCGUACGACAUGCUUUCCGGAUGGACGACCCAUGGUAAAUUGGCAUGUCCAAUUUGCAUGGAAGAUACAAAGGCUUUUUAUCUGUCUAAUGGAAGGAAGACGUGUUGGUUUGAUUGUCACAGAAGAUUUCUUCCUUGUAAUCAUCCACUAAGGAAGAAUAAAAAGGAUUUCUUGAAGGGAAAACACGCCUUAAAUGAAUUUCCACCUGUUUCUUUAACUGGUGAGCAAGUUUAUUCUGAACAUUUAAAAGGUGUUGAACCACCAAAAACGUCUUCUUGCGGUAGAAACGGUCAUGAAAAGAAGAAGCCUGGAUAUGGAAAGUACCAUAAUUGGCACAAGGAAAGCAUAUUUUGGGAGUUGCCAUACUGGAGGGAUCUAAUUCUUCGACAUAAUCUUGAUGUGAUGCAUAUUGAGAAGAAUUUCUUUGACAACAUCAUGAAUACUCUUAUGAAUGUGAAGGGUAAAUCGAAAGACACAAUCCAGUCACGAUUGGAUAUAUCAGAGAUUUGUGAUCGGUCACACUUACAUGUUGAUGAUGAUGGUCAAGCUCCAUUUCCUCCCUACACAUUAGACGAAGCCGGGAAAAAACGUUUAUUGGAAUGUGUGAAAUGUGAAGUUAAAUUCCCCGACGGUUAUGCUUCAGACUUAGCUAAUUGUGUUGAUAUAGAGAACAACAAGUUCUCUGGCAUGAAGAGUCAUGACUGCCAUGUUUUUAUGGAGCGGCUACUUCCAUUUAUCUUUGGGAUCGAAAUUAAAACUUCCGCAUUAUAA
Brassica napus (rape) is the source of this 1830-nucleotide messenger RNA. RefSeq lists its product as uncharacterized. NCBI's taxonomy places the organism in Eukaryota, Viridiplantae, Streptophyta, Magnoliopsida, Brassicales, Brassicaceae. The coding region runs from base 1 to 1830 and encodes 609 amino acids. The transcript has a single exon. The record is from RefSeq and is a predicted model, not a curated record.